GGGGGUGGGGGUGGCGGCCCAGCCGCCGCUGAUGUUUGUGUGCAGGGAGCGCUGCUCCGGGAAGGCAGGCUGGCCCGGCUAGACGCCCGGGCCGGAACGAAGCUUCGUGCCGCCGCGCCCUGCAUUCCCGGUAAGACCAUGAAUUAUGGCAUUUCUAAGUGAAGCAUUCAGGAAUGAAGUGAAAGUCAUAACCUAUAGAAAAUAAAUGAUUUUCAAGUUAUGUCUGUUAAUUUGACUAUAGAUAUAUAUAUUUACCUCCUUAGUAAUGCAAGAAGUCUUUGUGGGAAGCAGAGGAACAAGCAACUGUAUUUCUUGUGCUCACCUAAAUAUUACUGGAGGAUAAGCCACAUCAGUCUACAGAGAGGUUUUCAUACAAGCAGAGUAAGAUGUAAAUGGACCAAAAGGGAAGCACAUCCUUGUAGUAAGCACUGUUACUCUUCAGGCAACCAUGCUUUCCAUAUUGGAAUUUUGAAACUUAGUACUUCUGCUCCCAAAGGACUUACAAAAGUGAACAUUCGUAUGUCCCGUAUUAAAAGUACUUUGAACUCUGUUUCAAAGGCUGUUUUUGGCAAUGGGAAUGAAAUGAUCUCACGUUUAGCUCAAUUUAAGCCAAGAUCUGGAAUAUUAAGAAAAGUAUCAGAUAGUGGCUGGUUGAAACAGAAAAAUGUUGAACGAACCACUGAAUCUCUGAAUAAGUAUAGAGACCAAUCCACAGACAAAAGUUCUUUUCCAGAAAAGAGGAGCCCUGUUAUUGAUAAAGACGAAGAUAUUGGUAAGCAUAGCCUUUUUCAUUAUACAAAUAGUAUAACCACAAAAUUUGGAGAAUCAUUUUAUUUUUUAUCAAAUCAUAUAAAUUCAUACUUCAAGCGUCAGUGGAAAAUGUCUGAAAAGAAGGACAGUAAGCAUCCUCUGGACAAAUUAGAAAUUGAAGAUAUAAAAGCUGACAAGAAAUCUAGUUCUCCAGAUGGUAGUAUCCUGAGUGAUGAGAAGCUGGACUCUGAAUCUUUGCACGCCGUGGACAAGCCCGGAAGUGCCAGCAAGGUCCCCGAGGUACCUCCAGUUUCUACCAAACAAAGCAUUGCCAACUUCCUUUCUCGUCCCACUGAAGGUGUGCAAGCUUUAGUCGGUGGUUAUAUUGGUGGACUUGUCCCCAAAUUAAAGUCUGACUCAAAGAGUCAGCCAGAGGAACAAGAAGAAAGUGUUAAAGCGGAGCAGGCGGCCAGCAAAGAGAAAAAUGCAGAGGAGAAAAAGCGUUUAUCUCUUCAACGGGAAAAGAUUAUUGCAAGAGUGAGUAUUGACAAUAGAACCCGGGCGUUGGUUCAGUCAUUGAGAAGAACAACUGACCCCAAACUCUGCAUUACUAGGGUUGAAGAACUCACCUUUCAUCUUCUAGAAUUUCCUGAAGGAAAAGGAGUGGCUGUCAAGGAAAAAAUCAUUCCCUAUUUAUUACGAUUGCGACAAAUUAGGGAUGAAACUCUUCAGGCUGCGGUUAGAGAAAUUUUGGCCUUAAUUGGCUAUGUGGAUCCAGUGAAAGGAAGAGGAAUACGGAUUCUCACCAUUGACGGUGGAGGAACACGGGGUGUGGUCGCUCUUCAGACCCUGCGGAAAUUAGUUGAACUUACUCAGAAGCCAGUUCAUCAGCUCUUUGACUACAUUUGUGGUGUCAGCACAGGUGCCAUAUUAGCAUUCAUGCUGGGAUUGUUUCAUAUGCCUCUGGAUCAAUGUGAGGAACUUUAUCGAAAAUUAGGAUCAGAUGUGUUUUCACAGAAUGUCAUUGUUGGAACAGUCAAAAUGAGUUGGAGCCAUGCAUUUUAUGACAGUCAAACGUGGGAAAACAUUCUUAAGGAGAGAAUGGGAUCCUCAUUAAUGAUUGAAACAGCAAGAAACCCCACAUGUCCCAAGGUAGCUGCAGUAAGUACCGUGGUAAACAGAGGAAUAACUCCAAAAGCUUUUGUGUUCAGAAACUAUGGCCAUUUUCCUGGAGUCAACUCUCACUAUAUGGGAGGCUGUCAGUAUAAAAUGUGGCAGGCCAUCCGAGCCUCAUCUGCUGCGCCGGGCUACUUUGCAGAGUAUGCAUUGGGAAAUGAUCUGCACCAAGAUGGAGGUUUGCUUCUGAAUAACCCAUCAGCAUUAGCGAUGCACGAGUGUAAAUGUCUCUGGCCUGAUGUCCCCUUAGAGUGCAUAGUAUCCCUGGGCACUGGGCGCUACGAGAGUGAUGUGAGGAACAAUGUGACACAAACGAGCUUGAAGACCAAACUGGCCAACGUCAUCAACAGCGCGACAGACACUGAAGAAGUCCAUGUGAUACUUGAUGGUCUGUUACCACCUGAUACCUAUUUCAGAUUUAAUCCUGUAAUGUGUGAAAAUAUACCUCUAGAUGAAAGUCGAAAUGAAAAGCUGGAUCAGCUGCAGCUGGAAGGGUUAAAGUACAUAGAAAGAAAUGAAGAAAAAAUGAAAAAGCUUGCAAAAAUAUUAAGCCAAGAAAAAACAACCCUACAGAAAAUCAAUGAUUGGAUAAAACUAAAAACUGACAUGUAUGAAGGUCUGCCAUUCUUUUCAAAAUUGUGAUGAGUUGUACAUCUGUUAUCAUAAAUGAGGUCGUGCUCAGAAGAUCCACCAAAUUCAGCAAGGAGUUGUGAGGGUCAGCGUGCAUUACCUUUGAAAUAUUCAUGAAUUCUGGAGAGUCCUGAAAUAGACAAUGCUUGCACCAGCUUGCAUAUCACAGAGGGAAUGCUGGAUUACAGAAUUCAUUUUGGAAUUAGGUUUUUCAUGAUGUUCAAUAAUUUCAGAAAUCACCAUUGUAUUAGUUGGUUUUAGUAAGAUAUGAUAUUGUUUGAGGUUUGAAAAUAUAUCAAUAGAUGUGCCAAAUAAGAACUGAAAAUAUCAUACACUCUGUAGUUUUGCUUUAGUCACCAUCAUCAUGUUGAAGAUAAUUUAUCAUCAGUUUUCUUAUGAAAAUUCAUGAGUAGGAAAGUUAAUUUCUUAAUGUACAUUAUUUUCUGUUUACCCCCACACAGUAGCUACAUUCUACAAUCCAAAAGUUCCCCUUUACUUAUGUAUCCAGACAUAUGCAGGAAAAAAUGGAAUUUUUCUGUCAAAGAACAUUCACAUUUGAAAUAUGAAAGAACAAGUAUACUUUUGUAUGCAGAAUUUGAUUAUUGUAACAUUGUUUAUUUAGAUAAGUGACUGCCUUUACCCCUAAAAUUUCAAAAUAAUGUAACUUGACUUUUUAUGCUCUAGCAUCUUAUUCAGUGUUGUAAAAUUAAUUGAAUAUACCGAGAAAAGAUCCUGAUCAUCAAGAAAAAUAAAAUAUUGAAAUCUAUUGUUAAAAGCUAA
This is a messenger RNA of Sorex fumeus (smoky shrew), 3336 nucleotides long. It is a transcript of the gene PNPLA8, whose product is annotated as patatin like phospholipase domain containing 8. The transcript is spliced from 10 exons. Gene Ontology annotation, cellular component: membrane. Bases 220 to 2568 code for a protein of 782 amino acids. Gene Ontology annotation, biological process: arachidonate metabolic process. The record is from RefSeq and is a predicted model, not a curated record. Lineage: Eukaryota; Metazoa; Chordata; Mammalia; Eulipotyphla; Soricidae.